Rhinocladiella mackenziei CBS 650.93 is the source of this 1155-nucleotide messenger RNA. RefSeq lists its product as uncharacterized. Lineage: Eukaryota; Fungi; Ascomycota; Eurotiomycetes; Chaetothyriales; Herpotrichiellaceae. The coding region runs from base 1 to 1155 and encodes 384 amino acids. Gene Ontology annotation, cellular component: mRNA cleavage and polyadenylation specificity factor complex. The transcript is spliced from 3 exons. Gene Ontology annotation, biological process: mRNA alternative polyadenylation. The record is from RefSeq and is a predicted model, not a curated record. Gene Ontology annotation, molecular function: mRNA binding.
AUGGCGUCUGAAGAAGACAACUUUGAUAUUGAUAUCUAUGGCGACGGUGAAGGGGACAUGGGGAAUGAUGGCAACAUGGACUACAAGCAGGUGGAAGAAGAAGAGGAACACGAAGAGCAAAAAUUCGUUCUAGACAAUGAAGACACCACGCCAACUACUGAGGCCGAUCUGAAGGCCGGGCCAGACGCAGAAAAGAAGACGACAACAGAGACUUCAUCCCAAGACACCUUGAAGACUGAGGACGACCAAUCGAGCAAAUCCCAUGCAGUUCCCUCGAAGCCUGCUCCUCCCCAAGGUACGAAGCGCAAAGAAACUUCGGAUGAGAGACCAAUUGACAACGGCGCCACGAUGGCGCUUAUGAUUUCCGACUUGCACUGGUGGACUACCGAAGAUGAUAUCCGCGGUUGGGCCAACGAGGCUGGCGCGGAAGACGAGUUAAAAGAGUUGACGUUUAGUGAGCAUAAGGUCAAUGGCAAAAGCAAAGGGCAGGCAUAUGUUGAGUUCUCCUCGCUUCAGGCGGCCACUGCAACAAAGCACAAAAUUGAAAGUCUAGGUGGCGGCCAACCCAAUGCUCGCAAGCAUAGUGUGAUCUUCACCAAUGCAACACAGAAUCCUUUCAAGACUCUCCCAAAAGAUGCUCCGGCUAGGGCCAGAGAUGAUCGACCUGUCCGGGCCGGUACAUUCAACUCUGGACCUCGCGCAGACAACAAUUAUGGGAUUAACAAUCAAGGGUUCCGAGGUAACAGAGGUGGUGGCUUCAAUCGCGGAGGUUACAAUUCUCACGGACAAUUCAAUCGCAACUUUUCUGGGCCCAUGGGAGGCUAUAAUAACAAUAACAUGGGCUUUCAGGGGAACAUGGGUAUGGGCAACACUUAUGGCGGCUUUAAUCGAGGCGGAAUCAUGGGCAAUUCAAUGCGAGGUAAUAUGGGCGGUAUGCGCGGAGGCAGAGGAGGCAUGAAUAACAUGAUGCCCAUGGGAGGGGGAAUGGGAAUGGGUAAUAUGGCCAUGAAUCCAAUGAUGACUGGCAUGGGCAUGACAGGCUUUCAAGGAAAUCAAUUCAAUCCAGGAAUGUUCAAUUCAGGACAAGGCCCAAAUUUCGGCGGCGGCGGUGGUGAUUGGAACCAACACGGUGCUAAACGACAACGACAAGAAUGA